Molecule: messenger RNA, 786 nt
Organism: Zasmidium cellare ATCC 36951
Lineage: Eukaryota; Fungi; Ascomycota; Dothideomycetes; Mycosphaerellales; Mycosphaerellaceae
Exons: 1
Coding region: 1-786 (261 amino acids)
Molecular function (GO): oxidoreductase activity
Source: RefSeq, a predicted model, not a curated record
AUGCCUCCGAACAAGUUGACCGGCAAGCAUAUCCUUUUCAUCGGCGGCUCCACAGGCCUCGGACUUGCAGCCGCACGAGAGGCUCUCUCCAGCGGCACCAAAGUCACACUCGCAUCUUCAUCGCAAGACAAGCUUAACAGAGCUUUGAAAGACCUCUCUUCCGACAACCCUGAAGGCCAAACGCACUCCCUCGUCAUCGACCUCCUCCGCCCCGACAUCGAGCACGCCCUGAACGAACUCCGCACAGCAGCAAUGGAAGUCCACGGUCCAAUCAACCACAUAGUCUACACAGCCGGCGAUUGGUUCCCCCACGUACCGCUGACAGACAUCACCGAAAACAACUUUGUCCAGGGCGCCCGUCUUCGGGCCCUCGUACCCAUGCUGCUCGCCAAGCAAGUCGCGCAGGGAGCCUGGCUUCCACGCUCCCGCUCCUCAUCCCUAACCUUCACGGGCGGCAACAUCAGCCAGAAACCCACGCCCGGUUUUCUCCUGCCAGCUUUCAUCGGUGCUGGAAUGGAAGGCGCGGUCCGAGCUAUGGCGUUGGAGCUCGCGCCGAUUCGCGUGAAUAUCGUGGCGCCGGGGUUCGUGGAUACGGAGUUGUGGGGUGAGAUGCGGGGGUUGUUGGCUGAGAGGCAGGAGGGGAGGGUUUUGACUGGUAAGGCUGGGCAGGCGGAGGAUGUGGCUGAGGCGUAUUUGUAUUUGGUUAAGGAUGGGAAUAUCACGGGGCAGGUGAUACGGUCUGAGGGUGGUGCUAUGUUGCUGUCGCAGGAGAGUCGUGGGCGAUGA